AACCUGUACGAGUCCAAAAGCAGGAAGGAAGAAGAUUGGGACUGACUACAAGAGCAGAAGGAGAUGAAGCUGAAGGAGGACCUGAACCCCCUGCUGCUGCUGCUCUUCCACCUCAUGGUGUGGAUCUACACCUUCAUCACCUUUCUGCCCCACUGUCUCGUCAGCUGGCUGUCGGUGCCUACUGGAGAGAUCUACGGGUCAGAGGAGGAACGAGCCAGAAGAGUGAAGGCCCACUCUGUGCUGGGACGUCCAGAGGGUCCUUACAGAGCCGUGAGCGCCGCCAAGGUGCUGGUGGCGUCUCUGCACCCGGGAGUGGACACCCUGGACAAGAUGUUUGAACACGCUGCCACGAGAUUCCCACACAGAGACUGUCUUGGGACAAGAGAGGUGAUCAGUGAGGAGGACGAGUAUCAGGACAACGGGAAGAUGUUUAAAAAGGUGAUUCUGGGUGAGUACACCUGGUGCUCUUACAAGGAGGUCCACACAGCGGCGUCCAGGCUGGGCAGUGGCUUGGCAUCGCUGGGCCUGCGACCCAAAAGCAAAAUUGCUGUUUUCUGUGAGACUCGAGCUGAGUGGCUGAUAGCUGCCCAGGCCUGCUUCAUGUACAACUUCCCAUUGGUGACUCUAUACUCCACACUGGGAGGUCCAGCCAUCGCUCUUGGGUUGAAUGAGACUCAGGUCACCCACAUCAUCACCAGCAGAGAGCUCCUGGAAACCAGACUCAAGGACAUCCUAAUGGAAGUUCCAAGUCUGCAGCAUAUCAUUGUAGUGGAUAACGCACCUACCACUGCGGCUGGCUAUCCACGCGGCAUCAUCAUCCAUAACAUGGCUGCAGUUCAGGAGCUGGGGGCCAGGCCUGAGAAUGCAGCAUGUGAGCGUGUGCAGCCGCUGCCGUCAGACAUCGCAGUUAUCAUGUACACCAGUGGAUCUAUGGGAGCACCGAAGGGCGUCAUGAUCUCCCACAGCAACCUGAUCGCUGGCAUCACAGGGAUGGCUGAGCGGGUGCCUAAUCUGGGUGUGGAGGACACCUACAUUGCCUACCUGCCUCUUGCUCAUGUGCUGGAGCUCAGUGCAGAGCUGGUAUCUGUUGCUCAUGGCUGUAGGAUCGGUUAUUCCUCACCUCAGACUCUCUCUGACCAGUCAACAAAGAUCAAGAAAGGAAGCAAAGGAGACACCAGCGUCCUGCAACCCACUCUGAUGGCAGCGGUCCCGGAGAUCAUGGAUCGCAUCUACAAGAUUGUGAUGACCAAAGUGGAGGAGAUGAAUUAUGUCCAGCGAACACUCUUCAUUCUGGCGUACAACUACAAGCUGGAGCAGCUCGCCAAAGGCAACAACACACCUCUGUGUGACAAGUUGGUGUUCAGGAAGGUUCGCUCUCUGCUGGGGGGCCGGACGCGGGUCUUGCUGUCAGGAGGAGCGCCGCUGUCUGCAGCCACACAGCGCUUCAUGAACGUGUGUUUGUGCUGCCCGGUGGGUCAAGGAUACGGACUGACAGAGACGUGUGGAGCAGGAACCGUCAGUGAACUGUGGGAUUACAGCACUGGGAGAGUGGGAGGACCUCUGGUUUGCUGUGAGAUUAAACUCAAAGACUGGGUGGAGGGUGACUACCGUAGCACAGACGAGCCACACCCUCGAGGCGAGGUUCUGAUCGGAGGACCAAAUGUAACGAUGGGAUACUACAAGAGUGAGGGUAAAAACCAAGAAGACUUCUUUGUGGAUGACAACGGGCAGCGGUGGUUCUGCACCGGAGACAUCGGAGAGUUUCACAAAGACGGCUGCCUCAAAAUCAUUGAUCGUAAAAAAGACUUGGUGAAGCUGCAGGCGGGAGAGUACGUCGCCCUGGGAAAGGUGGAGGCCAUGUUGAAGAACUGCCCCCUGGUGGACAACAUCUGUGCCUAUGCCAACAGCGAUGAGACGUACGUGAUUGGCUUCAUGGUGCCCAAUCAGAAGCAUUUCAUGUCUCUGGCCGACCAGUACGGCAUCAGAGGGUCACUGGAGGAGCUGUGCAUGAGCAAAGCCAUGGAGGAGCUGGUCCUCAAGGUCAUCACUGAGGCUGCCCUCGUAGCGCGGAUGGAGCGCUUUGAGAUUCCACGCAAGAUCCAUCUGAGUCCAGAACCUUGGACUCCUGAGACUGGAUUAGUGACCGAUGCAUUCAAGCUCAAACGCAAGGAGCUGAAAACACACUACCAGGACGACAUUGACCGGAUGUACGGUGGGAAGUGACGUCACGGCUGCGUCCCAAAGCACAGACUGACUCCUGAAUCCGAGGCUUCGUCCACAACACGAGGUUUUCAUUUGAAAAUAGCAUCUUCUUUACAUCGGUAUAAUAAGUAAUGCAUAUUAAAAACACACUCUUUACAUCGGUAUAAUAAGUAAUGCAUAUUAAAAACACACUUCACGUGACCUUUCAGGUACUCGGGUACUGAUUCUGUCUUUUUAGUUUUUGACUCGACUGUGUUUACAUGUUUAAAAAGUGUCUGCACAUCCAAACUCAAACACAUGCAUUCACUUUGGUUCAUUUCUAAAUAAAACACCAGAGAAAAUAAAUACAGUCAAAUAAAACACGUUUGUGGGUGAGAUACAAACCAGUAAAUAUCUCAAAAAUAAACAUUCUGUACAAACAUGAACACAAAUGAAAGCAGAGUGAUGUAGAUGGAGCCAGAAACACUAAACCUGUGGCUCAGUGUUCUUCAGAUGUCAGAGAAUGAAGGAGAAGAAGAUGCAGUUUCCUCCUUUUCUUUGCACUUACAGUAUUUGAUUAUGUUUCCACCAGAUGUUUGACCUCUGAGUUCAGAUCCUAUUGUCCCAGAUGUGAGUUAUGAAACGGAUCAUGUGCUGCUCGCUGAUGUGGUCGGUUGAACGCCUGCCAAAAGCUCCGGCUGCGUUUUUUGCUCACCUAUGACACACUAGACUGGUUAUGUAGGCUACACACACACACACACACACACACACACACACUGCACAUUUGGAUCAAGUUCUCUUCACCAGUGCUUUAUCAUCAUUAUUAUUGUUAUUAUUAUUAUUAUUAGAAAUCUACCUUUUUAAGAUCAGAAAGGUUAAAGUAAAGAGAAUUCAAUCAUAAGAAGGAACAAAGAUGCACAUAUUCCUUUUAGAUAAAAAAAGAAAAUGUCCCUUAAAAGGUUUUUAUUUCCAUUACCGCUGCACAUUCUAUCACAUGAAUUAGCUUUUAUCUGUCCAAAUGUCAUUUAGUUUAGGUUUUUGUCUCUUUCAUUUAUUUUUUAUUUUGACAGUAUUUUAGUUUACUGAAUUCUACUUGAACUGGUCCAGUUUGAUAAGGUACUUUUACUACAAAAGGUACAACAUUGUACUUGUACUUUGUUUCUUAUCUCUGUCCCAACACUGCUUUUGUGAAAGCAGCCUUUCCUGCAGGUUAGGAGACGGUUAACUCCUUUAUUUUAUGAACAUGUUUUGACUUGUGUCAGGAGGGAGUCACAGUCUGACUGCGGGUGGCAGACAAAAGAAUCCACUAACAUCACAACAUCUGGAUACCAACAGCAACAAAGUCAUUUAAGGUGAAUAACGAGGCCAAAUUGAUGAUAUUUUUUCCAUUUUUAACCACAAUGAUAAAAACAAUGACGAUGUUGACUGAAUAUUCCUACAAUGACACAGAUAAAAUAUACUUUUGUACAGUGUGCACACAUUAACUUUGGUUAAUGACGGACUCAAUUAUCGUUGAUAAAUCAUCAAGUAUCGUCAUUAACGGUAGGAUGUAAAUAAAACUUUCUCAGAGUUUGUUGAAAAAACAAAUAUGAUUAUGCUUUUACUUUGAAGGGCACCUUUGUGUGUGUUGCUAAUAUUUGGUGUGCAGGACUGUUGUUACCAGUUUAAAGUCUUCUAUAUGUUCCAUAUACUGUAUGUUAUGUCACAAUCUAACUGUACAUAAGAGUCUGUGGAGCUUUGAUCUGCAGGGACGUCUCCACGUGUUUUGUGUAACAAAUGUGCAUUCAGGUAUUUAUUUCAAAAUCCAGUAAAUAAAGAUUGUGCUUGGUCUA
This is a messenger RNA of Solea solea (common sole), 4013 nucleotides long. RefSeq names its product acyl-CoA synthetase long chain family member 3a (gene acsl3a). Gene Ontology annotation, biological process: neuron differentiation; long-chain fatty-acyl-CoA metabolic process; long-chain fatty acid metabolic process. The coding region runs from base 64 to 2223 and encodes 719 amino acids. Gene Ontology annotation, molecular function: long-chain fatty acid-CoA ligase activity. Gene Ontology annotation, cellular component: endoplasmic reticulum; plasma membrane; lipid droplet. The transcript has 14 exons. Lineage: Eukaryota; Metazoa; Chordata; Actinopteri; Pleuronectiformes; Soleidae. The record is from RefSeq and is a predicted model, not a curated record.